AUGCAUUUCCUCAAACUUACUAGCCUGCUCGCUUUCCUGAGCACAUCCGCCCUCGCAGCCCCUAGCGAGCUCGAAGUCGAACAUGACAAACCCCAUACUCCCACCCCACCAGGCCUGACGUACCUCUACACCUCGUAUAUCAUCUGCGCUCCAAACGUCUACGACGGCCAAGGACCCUCAGGAAUCAGAGGCCUCCUCCCAAUCCAUGGCGGCAACUUCACUGGCCCGCUCUUGAACGGCGAGAUCCUCGAUGUCGGCGGAGAUUGGGGAACUGCUGAUCCGCAGACGGGCAUCUUUAGCGCUGACUCGCGAUACAAUAUGCGCACUCAUGAUGGUGCUUAUCUCCUUGUUACUACUUCGGGCUCCGGACAGCCUGAUGGAAGCUCGCAUGUGCGUGUCAAGAUUGAGACCGGGGCCAAGGAUUAUUAUUGGCUUAACAAUAUUCUGGCUGUCGGUGUGCUGAACCCUGCUGCUCACAAUGAGACCACUAUUACUCUGAAGAUCGAUGCUUUCCACUUGACUGGCGAGUGGAACUCGACUACUUUCGUCAAUGGCACCACUUACCCUUGA
Molecule: messenger RNA, 570 nt
Organism: Penicillium taxi
Lineage: Eukaryota; Fungi; Ascomycota; Eurotiomycetes; Eurotiales; Aspergillaceae
Product: DUF3237 domain-containing protein
Exons: 3
Coding region: 1-570 (189 amino acids)
Source: RefSeq, a predicted model, not a curated record